Molecule: messenger RNA, 364 nt
Organism: Staurois parvus
Lineage: Eukaryota; Metazoa; Chordata; Amphibia; Anura; Ranidae
Source: the annotation of a GenBank genome assembly
CCGAUUCAGAAUCAGUAGCAGGGGCGGACUGACCAUUUGGAAACUCGGGCUCUGUCCGAGGGCCCGAGGUCAGUAGGGGUCCCCAUGAGAUGCCCCUGGUACCCUUUUUCAUAGGCUUUUUUGAGUUUGGGCAAGGGCACAGGGGCCCCAUGAUCCCCUAUUGCCCGGGUGCCCCAUGAGUUGUCAGUCCGCCCCUGAUCAGUAGUAAUAUGCAGAGCUGGUAUUAUAGAUCGCCCAGAGCAAGGCAGGAAGCAGGGAUGGGAGACCAGAGCAAUAAGAUUCUGGAAUCAUCCCAAAGUUUGGGAUUUUAUUUCGAUGAUAACUAUAAAAGUCUGACAGAUAGAGAGGGUGAAUCUCCCUGAUG